UUGUUUAGUUGCGUGUCGUGCAGUCAGGAAGGUCGACGGUCGAUUAUGAGUUAAAUAAAUCACAUUUCCCCAUCCUUCAAGAACGGUGGGCAGAUUGUGAGUGCUGUUUAUGUCAAAGUAUCCACUGUAGAUCAUGGAAUCUCUACCAGGAACAGCCAGUCUUAUAGAAGAAAUUGAUAAGAAAAUUCUAGUUGUUUUGCGAGAUGGGCGGACAUUAAUCGGCUAUCUACGCAGCAUUGAUCAGUUUGCCAACCUUGUACUUCACCGAACAAUUGAGCGCAUCCACGUUGGCAAGCAGUAUGGUGACAUCCCUCGCGGUGUCUUUGUUGUCAGAGGAGAAAACGUAAUGCUCAUUGGAGAAAUUGACUUGGCAAAUGAAGGUACAUUGCCCCUUGAGCAAGUCUCCAUUGAUGAGAUCCUGGAGGCCCAACGAGCCGAGCAGCUCAAGAAACAAGAAGAAGAGAAAACAAGAAACAAGAAAUUGUUGGAGAGAGGUUUACAGCCUCACGCAGAUACCACACAUGAGGAGUUUGCUUAGCAUUAGUCAUGUUGUGAACUUGUCUAAGACCCUUGCUGGUGCUUUGAAUGUGAGGAGUUGUGUCAUGUCACCCUUACACAGUGUUACACUGAACUAGCAAGAUGGUAAAUCAGGUGGAUGAAAGACUUGUGUUAAGGAAAUGGAUGGUGGAGCUAUGGAAGUUGAAAGAAGGACAAGAAAACAAGAUGCAAUGAAAGAUGCCUUCGCAAAACCAGCGGCAUACCUCACGAGGUAUACAAUUGUGUACCUGAGGUUAUGUAUAAAAAUGUUGCCAAUAGCUCUUUGGGGUGCUAUGAAAGCUGUAUCAAAAUAAGAAACAGAAAAAUGUGUAGCAUCUCUUGUGUUAUGUAAAAUGUGUGCUGUCUUUAUCACAGAAAAUAUUUGGAUGGACUAUGCUGAUGCGUAGCAAAUGAGGUGGUCAAAAAGAGCCUGGGUACCGUAUAGAUUGAGCUCAAGAGGUGGAUAUGUUACGCCGCAUGUAUUUUUUGAUGGAAAAAAGACACCGACUUCCAUUGACUGGAACCAAGUUACAUAAGACACAGAGCCUUGCACAGGGCCUCUUGUACAGUUUUGUAGAUGUCCUCUGUGGCGAGCCUAGAAUGAGUUCAUUCAGAUGUAUUUUUUUCUACUUUGAACUGCUUCAAACAGCUAGCCAAACUUUAUUUUCUCUUUAGAAUUUAUUUGUAAUUUAAAUUCAUGCUGCAUUGACAUUACAGUAAAUAUUGGGGGUUUAUUAUGUUCAGAAGUGUGUAUCACUUUUAAUAAGACUAUUGAUUACUUCCAUUUCACAGGUUUGUGCAUAUGACUCAAAUUAAAGAUACUCUGACGACUUCUAAAUGGCAAGACUAACUGGAAAAGAUUCAUUUCAAAAAUAAGGUGACAAAAUAAUCAAUUUUGAAUAAAAUUAAAUAGUGGUUCAUUUUAUCUUGCCAUUGUUUACUAGAGGUCAUACCAAACACAAGGAAGUUCAUUUGUAUAUAAUCUGAUGCCCAGAUGAAAUGCAGUGUA
Molecule: messenger RNA, 1546 nt
Organism: Acanthaster planci (crown-of-thorns starfish)
Lineage: Eukaryota; Metazoa; Echinodermata; Asteroidea; Valvatida; Acanthasteridae
Gene: lsm1
Product: LSM1 homolog, mRNA degradation associated
Biological process (GO): deadenylation-dependent decapping of nuclear-transcribed mRNA
Cellular component (GO): Lsm1-7-Pat1 complex; P-body
Molecular function (GO): mRNA binding
Source: RefSeq, a predicted model, not a curated record